Messenger RNA from Coniophora puteana RWD-64-598 SS2, 897 nucleotides. RefSeq lists its product as uncharacterized. NCBI's taxonomy places the organism in Eukaryota, Fungi, Basidiomycota, Agaricomycetes, Boletales, Coniophoraceae. The coding region runs from base 1 to 897 and encodes 298 amino acids. The record is from RefSeq and is a predicted model, not a curated record. Gene Ontology annotation, molecular function: flavin adenine dinucleotide binding; oxidoreductase activity, acting on CH-OH group of donors. The transcript has 12 exons.
AUGCAGCUCUCCACUAAGCCAUCAUUGGCGCGUCUCAUUCGUGAAUCUCUCGGGCUCCUCCCCGGAUAUGCUACACCAGAGCUCAAAGUCGAUGUCAAGGAUAUCACUCUGGACAUCUUGCGGGACCCCGAAGCAAGGAAAGAACAAGUCGAGCUCCACAAAAAAGCAGAAGGAGCGUUCACGCUGGCAAUCACAGGCUUCGCGUUCACCCCUAUGCACGCCAUCUCCGACUGUAUCAAGGACGUAUACGCCCUUGCCAAGAAGAAGAUCCUGGACGAAUGGGAUACGUACUCGCCGGGUCUGCAGGAGCAGUACAAGAUCCAGCUGCAGAGGCUCGAGGAUCCCAACAGCUCUCCUGGCGAGUUUGUCCUUGUCCCAGGAUUCCUGAGCCACCCGAACCCUCCCAAACCCGGAAAGAAGUACUUCACAAUUCUGCUGUGUCUCAAUCAUAACUUCUCUCGGGGAACUAUCCACUCAGUGUCGUCUGACCCCAAUGGGAACCCGGAAUGCGAUCCUCAUUACUUUGAGCAUGACGUCGACCUGCAGACGUUCGUCGAACUCGCCAAGUUCGUGCGAAAGAUGGCUAAGACCUCGCCACUCCGCGAUAUCCUCGUUGACGAGCCUGAAGUCAACCCAGGUCCAGACUGUGACGAUUCGCAGCUCGCAGAGUGGCUUAAGACGACGAGUGCUACUACAUAUCACACGGUGGGGAGUUUGUCGAUGUUGCCCAAUGAUAAGGGUGGUGUAGUCGACCCCAACCUUAAGGUGUACGGCACUACAAAUGUCCGAGUCGCUGACCUCUCGAUCAUUCCGCUCCAUUUCGCGUCGCACACUCUUACAACUGCAUACGCGAUCGGUGCUCAAGCCGCUGACAUCAUCGCUCGCGCUCAUAAAUAG